AGGCAUGAAGCUAUUAUUUUUUCAUGUGAUAAUAUUCAUGUUCGACUCCUUCACUGAGGCGUCACACAAUAUCACCGCAGGCUGUGCUAUCAUUCGUCCGCCCAGAGAUGGAGGGAUACGAUACAGAGGCCUGACUCAAGAACAGAUCCACAGUGUUCAGGUCUUACCAGUGGACUAUGAGAUUGAGUACAUCUGCAGGGGGAACAGGGUCAUCGUGGGGCCUAAGGUCAGGAAAUGCCUUCCUGACGGCACCUGGACUGAUCUCAGCCAGCGCAGCAAGUGCUUGCUGCCAUGUGAGCAGGUGUGGACGUCUCUGGAGAACGGCCGUGUAGUGGUGUCUCCUCCCGGGCCGGCAGUGGAGGGCACCGUGCUGAGAUACAGCUGCCUGAGCAGCUUCAUACUUGAGGGCAGGAACACGACGCAGUGCACCAAACAGGGCACGUGGGACUCGCCCAAACCCACCUGCCGCUACAACAGACACCACACAGGAAAGAAGAAGCUCUACAUCGGCGCCUUGUUCCCCAUGAGCGGAGGAUGGCCCGGGGGUCAAGCGUGCCUCCCUUCCGCUCAGAUGGCGCUGGACUUGGUGAACAAGAGGACGGACAUUCUGCCGGACUACGAGCUCGAGCUGAUCUACUACGAUAGCAGGUGCGACCCUGGGGAAGCCACUAAAUUGCUAUACGACUUGCUCUACACGGAGCCUAUAAAAAUCGUGCUGAUGCCCGGGUGUAGCUCAGUGUCCACGCUGGUGGCUGAGGCGGCUCGUAUGUGGAACCUCAUAGUGCUCUCGUACGGCUCCAGCUCUCCGGCUCUGUCCAACCGGCGGCGGUUCCCCACGUUCUUCCGCACGCACCCGUCUGCCACGCUGCACAACCCCACGCGCGUGCAGCUCUUCCAGAAGUGGAAGUGGACCAAGAUCGCCACCAUCCAGCAGACCACGGAGGUCUUCACUUCCACGUUGGAUGAUUUGGAGCAGAGAGUGAAGGAGGCCGGAAUCGAGAUCAGCGUGAGGCAGAGUUUCCUCACCGACCCUGCCGUGGCUGUCAAGAACCUGAAGCGCCAGGAUGCUCGGAUCAUCGUGGGGCUGUUCUAUGAGACGGAGGCCCGGAAAGUCUUCUGUGAGGUCUAUAAGGAUAAGCUGUAUGGGAAGAAGUACGUCUGGUUCCUGAUUGGCUGGUACGCCGACAACUGGUUCAAGAUUAAAGACCCGUCGAUCAACUGCACCGUGGAGCAGAUGACCGAGGCGGUGGAAGGCCACGUUACCACGGAGAUCGUCAUGCUCAACCCCGAGACGGUUCGAGGAGCCUCCAAUCUGACCUCGCAGGAAUUCCUGACCCAGCUGAUGUCUAAGCUGGGAGGGAAGAACCCGGAAGAAACAGGAGGUUUCCAGGAAGCACCGCUCGCCUAUGACGCAGUGUGGGCUCUCGCUCUGGCACUCAAUAAGACCGUCGGGCCAUUAAGGGCCAGAGGCCGCAGGCUGGAGGACUUUAACUACAACAACAAGGACAUCACUGCUGAGAUUUACCGCGCCCUCAACACCAGCUCAUUCGAGGGAGUCUCUGGUCACGUUGUGUUUGACGCCCAGGGAUCGAGAAUGGCCUGGACUCUGAUUGAGCAACUGCAAGGAGGGAGCUAUAAGAAGAUCGGAUAUUAUGAUAUGACCAAAGGCAAUCUCUCCUGGUACGGGAACGACAAGUGGAUAGGCCCUGGUCCUCCGGCGGAUCAGACGGUGGUGAUUCGGAAGUUCAGAUUCCUGUCUCAGAAGCUCUUUGUGUCCGUGUCGGUGUUUGCUGGACUGGGCAUCUUACUGGGCAUCGUGUGCCUCACGUUCAAUAUUUACAACAGCAACGUCAGGUACAUUCAGAACUCGCAGCCGUACCUGAACAACAUGACGGCCGUGGGCUGUAUGAUGGCUCUGGCUGCCGUGUUUCCUCUGGGGAUCGAUGGGCUUCACGUCCGUCGCUCUCAAUUUCCUGUAGUGUGCCAGUUUCGUUUGUGGCUGCUCGGGCUCGGCUUCAGUCUGGCCUACGGCAGCAUGUUCACGAAGAUCUGGUGGGUGCACACGGUUUUCACCAAGAAGGAUGAGAAGAAAGACAAGCGAAAGCAGCAUCUGGAGCCAUGGAAGCUCUACGCUACGGUCGGUGUACUUCUGGUUAUUGACGUCCUGUCCCUCAUGAUCUGGCAGAUCGUGGAUCCGCUGCACAUCACAGAGGAGAAGUUCACGAGAGAGGCGCCUAAAGAAGACUUAGACGUGUUGAUCGAGCCACUGCUCGAGCACUGCAGCUCCGAGAAGAUGAAUACAUGGCUGGGGGUGGUUUAUGGCUACAAGGGCUUAUUGUUGCUGCUUGGCAUCUUCCUCGCCUACGAGACCAAAUCUAUCUCUACAGAGAAGAUAAAUGACCACCGAGCCGUGGGAAUGGCCAUCUAUAAUGUCUCCGUUUUGUGCAUGAUUACAGCUCCUGUCACCAUGAUCCUGUCCUCCAAGCAGGACGCUUCUUUCGCGUUCGCCUCUCUCGCCAUCGUGUUCUCCGUCUACAUCACUCUAGUCGUGCUCUUCGUCCCCAAGAUGCGAAGGUUAAUCACACGUGGCGAGUGGCAGUCCGAUCAGCAGGAGACCAUGAAGACCGGCUCGUCCACUAAUAACAACGACGAAGAAAAAUCCCGCCAGCUGGAGCGAGAGAACAAAGAGCUGCAGAAGAUCAUCCAAGAGAAAGAAGAGCGCGUGUCCGAACUGAGGAACCAGCUCUCGGAGCGGCAAGCCUUGCGCUCCCGAAGACGUCCGUCGUCCACCAACCUGAAUCACAGCAUCCCUUCUCUUCCAAUCACUCACACUGACCCCAAAUCUCUCCUACCUCCACCAGGAUACCCUCUUCCCAUCUCGGACAAUCAUUCUCUUCCUCCGACCUUCUCCAACUCUACCAGCGUUUACCAGCCGGACGGCAAGAUCAGCCGCAACAACUGCCACGCCAGCCGCCUGCAGCUCCUCUACAAGUGAGGCAACAAAAGCUCAAGGAACGUGGCGGGAAGAAGACCUGAACUAAAAGGGGGAAGGGGCACGACUUUGUUCAUCAUCUACCUGUUUCCUUGUCUUAUACCUUGGUGUUCGUUCCCUCAUUCUGAAACAUCUAGGUGGAGAAACAUGCAGCUAGACCUCAUCACAUCAUGUCAAAGUUGCUCUCAUUGGAGCUGCAUUUGCAGUGGUAUGGGACUAUUCCUUCUCUGAGAAAGGCUAUCUCUGGGUGACUUGCAAAAGAUGUGUAGCCUUCCUCGGAAAAGAUUCAGAGAGUGGAUCAUAAAUCCCUAAUAUGAGGUAUCUGGUAUCUUAAAUGGUUUCCAUCUCCAUAGCUGAGCUAUCUGAUCACUUAGCAUGUCUCGGCAUGUUCUAAUAGAGCUGGAAAGUGCUUUUCUUUUAUGUAGGAAAUGUAAGAGGUGGGUCUGAAUUGGUGUUGCAUCUUCCUGAACAAUAAUUAUUAUAGUCUCACCCACCCCCACCCCCCCCCCCUCCAGCCCCCCGCCCCCAAUCUUAAACCUUAAGGCUUUUUUCCCCACCGGACGUAGUACAAGGGAAAUCCGUCAAUUUCGCAACCGUGUUCGUUUACCAUGACAUCAUUGCUCAUCCCCUGGGGCGUGCAGCUAGAAGUGUUGCAUAAUUAACCCGUGAAAAGCAUUUACCUGCUCUUUGUUGCGUUCUUCCACACAACGGGUGUUUCUUUUGCUUCUGGCUAUUUUCAAGUUGAGCAGGAGGUGGCAGAGCUGUUCUGAUCUGAACUUUCGGGUGGAUCCAUCGCUUUAAGGAGUAAUGGUCAAACAUAAUAAGCAUUAUGUUGGUGGAGUGUGUUUAAUGACCUUGCUGGUCUUCAGCGGGUGAGCAAGGCGUCGUCAGGAUCGUGGCGUUUUAUCCUCUUAUUAUACGCACCUUGAAGUUGUCAAGCACAGUGUUACGAAGCACCAUCGCACACCCUGACCCUGGAACCGGGUUCUGUUUAAGAGAAAUUAAAAACCCGAAGGUAUUUUCACCUCCCGAGCAUGUUUUGUUUUCUUUCAAGGCCUGAUCUGAACAGAUGCUCAGAAAUGACGUGCACGGGUCGCUCGGCCUCCCACAGUUUAGUGCAGUAAAUGUUGCAGCGUUUGCAGAUAUUGCAUUGUUGCGUGUUCAAAAGCCUGUCGCUUUAGACUGCAAGUGUGUGAUUUGAUUGAUUUUUUUUUUUUUUUUUUUUAGCUCAACUUGUAUCCGACCCACAGAUUUAGAUUUAAUCUACGAGCCGCUAUAAUCCAGUUAGCUUCUUAACGACACUUGCAUAGAAGCGUAUUCCUGUCAUGCAGUCCAGCGAUGUUUUAAAGUUGUUAUAUAUUAUAAACCCCCCCCCCCCCGAAAGCCCUUAUAGUUCAGUGAAGAGAGGGGAUUGCUGUAGAAUGCAUCACAUGAGUCACAAAACAACACCCCCCCCACACACACACACUUCUUUCUGUCACGUCUUACAGUUUCCUCUCAGAACAAAUCCUAGACUUGUGGUUUCAUACUGGCUUUUGAUGAAAAAACCCAGGGUGGAGGUACUUUUUCUGAGCAAGCUCUUACCUGUUCUGUUCUGUCUCCUUGCAUUGUGCAGUCUUUCUAAGUAUGUGCGAGGUGGGGUGUCAUUCUUUUGAAAUACCAGCUUGGAUCCACGGCCUGUGUGACUUUUAACUUGACUCACGGCCUUUGAUUCGCCACAGAAUCGGUUCCUGAAAGGAUUCUGUGCAAGACGCAGCACGGUGUUAUUUAUCUGUUUACAUGAAAAAGCUUGUGACUAAGGCACAUAAACAGGAAAUUUGAUUUUUAUACUUUAUUAUCUCCCACUCAUUCUUAGAUGGCAGCAUUUCUGGCAUCUUCAAAGCCGAUCGACAAGAAACUCCAGCUAUAAUCGUCCAGACGUCGCACAUGCGAAGUGUGUACCUGUUAACUGUAUUCUCUUGCACAUACGGUAUAAAGUGUGUACGGUAAAUCGUAUUCCCAUGUGGUAUUGAAAGUAUAUUUAUAUUCACCAUUAUAGACUUCAGAUGUUCACAUUCUGUCAGAUGCAACAGAAUUGGUGUCUAUGGAUAAAUAAAGAGAAUUGUUUUUCUACUAUA
Messenger RNA from Ictalurus punctatus (channel catfish), 5109 nucleotides. RefSeq names its product gamma-aminobutyric acid (GABA) B receptor, 1b (gene gabbr1b). Gene Ontology annotation, molecular function: G protein-coupled GABA receptor activity. Gene Ontology annotation, cellular component: membrane; G protein-coupled receptor heterodimeric complex. The transcript is spliced from 23 exons. NCBI's taxonomy places the organism in Eukaryota, Metazoa, Chordata, Actinopteri, Siluriformes, Ictaluridae. Gene Ontology annotation, biological process: G protein-coupled receptor signaling pathway; gamma-aminobutyric acid signaling pathway. The record is from RefSeq and is a predicted model, not a curated record. The coding region runs from base 5 to 2995 and encodes 996 amino acids.